AUGGCUUCCCAAGACCCCCUCAUCGUCCUCCGUCGCGCUCUCACCUCGAACCAACCGAUCUCACUCCUCUCGUCCUCCGGCACCGAAGUCUUCGACCUAAAGUCCGCCGAAUCCAUCUCACUCGGCUCCGUCGUCCUGCCCAAGAACACUCCCACGCGCUUCCUGGUCGACGCAAAUGCAGACCCCACCAACCCCGCCGCGCCGACAUUCGACCUCCAGUCGCUGCUGUUCGGCUACAAUGAGCGCGAGGCGAAUCCCGGAUUGUACAUGCGGAAGACGACCGAGGCGGGUGUGGGCGCCAUCCCGAUCACAGAGCGUAGGGUCGUGUUGGACUACUUGAGCGGGAAUGGGCCGGAAGAGGGACCUGAAGGACGAGUUAGGCCUUCGCCUGCGUCGGCAAAGAGGGAGGCGGAGGACGAGGUGGCGGGCGCGAGUGCGGGCGCGGCGCCUGGAACGGCGGGGGGGGCGCCGCCUAUGAAGAAGCAGCGGUAUGUGCCGGACAAGGACGACCAGGAGAAGGUCAAGAAGAUGGCGGCCAUCGUGGAGGGUGCACCGUACGGGUUUGUGGUCGGGCCGGGCGAGAAGAAGUACGAAAAGACGGGCGCGGUGUACCACAACCGCGAAACGGUCCUGCGAGGGGAGCGCAUCAACAACUUCGAAUCGGUCCUCUCGCUCGUCGCGCCUCGACUGAAACAAAUGCGCGACGACCAGCAGCGGAAACAGCCGUCUGCGCAAUCCGCCACGCCCUCCGCUCCCGCCGCACGACCGCAAAAGAAGAAGCAGCUCAACCCAAUCAUCAUGAUCUCGCCAUCCUCGACUGCGCUCAUCACCAUGCACAACGUCAAGCAGUUCCUCGAAGAGGCGCGCUUCAUUCCAUCCGAAGAGGCCCGCCGCCUCGCCUCGGGCGGCAACGUCUCAGGCUACAUCGCCGAAGACGUCGUGCAAGUGAACCACGCCCGCGCAUCCGCCUCGUCCUCCUCCUCCGCGGCUGCCGCCAACACCGCCGCGACACGACACGCGCGGUACUUUGUCGUCGACUCGGUCGAGGCGCUGAGCAAGUUUGGUGGAGCGGGAAAGCUGGAUGAGGCUUGGGACCGAGUAGUGUGCGUCAUGACGACUGGGCAGGAGUGGCAGUUCAAGCCUUACAAGUGGAAGGAGCCGAAGGAGCUGUUCCACCACGUCAAGGGCAUGUACCCUCAAUGGACGACCGACCCUGUGAAUGCCAAGGUCAGGAGCUGGAACGUCUCCGAGCUGCGAAUCGAUCCUCACAAGCGCCACAUCGACAAGAGCGUCGUUGCCGACUUCUGGCGCAGUCUCGAGACGUGGAUCCAGGCGAACAAGCCUUGGUUGUCGUUCUGA
This is a messenger RNA of Rhodotorula toruloides NP11, 1359 nucleotides long. RefSeq names its product RNA polymerase II accessory factor, Cdc73 family protein. Bases 1 to 1359 code for a protein of 452 amino acids. Gene Ontology annotation, cellular component: Cdc73/Paf1 complex. Gene Ontology annotation, molecular function: RNA polymerase II complex binding. Lineage: Eukaryota; Fungi; Basidiomycota; Microbotryomycetes; Sporidiobolales; Sporidiobolaceae. The record is from RefSeq and is a predicted model, not a curated record. Gene Ontology annotation, biological process: transcription elongation by RNA polymerase II; positive regulation of transcription elongation by RNA polymerase II. The transcript has 6 exons.